This is a messenger RNA of Bicyclus anynana (squinting bush brown), 2684 nucleotides long. It is a transcript of the gene Y-b, whose product is annotated as protein yellow-like. The coding region runs from base 74 to 1408 and encodes 444 amino acids. Gene Ontology annotation, cellular component: extracellular region. Lineage: Eukaryota; Metazoa; Arthropoda; Insecta; Lepidoptera; Nymphalidae. The transcript has a single exon. The record is from RefSeq and is a predicted model, not a curated record.
GGCCGCGCCAGUCAGUCAGUCACACAGCCCGCGCCAGCCGCGCAACACGCAACCGAGACACUCCGAGCUAACUAUGAAACUAUUCGUGUUCAUCGCGAUCGUCGCAGUCGCGGCGGCCCAGGACAAGCAGCCGCGACCGCCGCAGCACCGCGAACAGUUCCGAGUUGUAUACGAAUGGCGGACUGUGGACUUCGAGUGGGAGUCGCCGGGAGAUCGCGAGACCUCCCUAAACUCCAGCCGCUACAUCCCCCAAAAUGUGUUAAUAUCCGGCAUCAACUUUUACAAAGACAAUAUAUAUUUGACGCUACCCCGGAUGCUGGAUGGCGUGCCGGCCACGCUCGCUUACAUCCCGGCUAAUCAAAACGACACCGCUCCGAAACUGAAGCCGUUCCCCAGCUGGAAGGAUAACACUCUAGGCGAUUGUUACGCUCUACAGUUCGUGCAGAACAUCGAAAUCGAUCGCAAUGGAAUUAUGUGGAUCCUGGAUAACGGUCGAGUCGGCACUUUGACUCAAAACCCGGACGCUAAGUGCCCGCCUUCCAUAGUGUUAAUUGAUUUGAAAACUGGUGAGAACAAAUUGGAACGUUACCCGCUGCCCGCAGACGUUGUAAACCCGAGCACGACGUACUUAAACGAUCUGGUGGUUGACAAUCGUGAUGGUGAUUUCGCGUACAUUACCGAUAAUAGCGCGGUAGAUCCCGGCAUUAUCGUGUUCCGAUUAAGUGAUAAAAAGUCGUGGAAGUUGCGUGACACGAAGUCAAUGUCGUCGGUUCCGGAAGCUGCUUUGUUCCGUAUAAACGGCACUACGGUGAACCUCCCCGUCAACGUCGACGGCAUCGCUAUGGGACCACAGUUCUUGACCGAAGAUGAGACUGUAGACCGUACGGUUUACUACUGCCCACUGUCGAGCUAUCAUAUUUACGCGAUCAACGCAUCGGUUCUACGAAAUGAAUCUCUUGGUCUCAAAGGCGAAGGCGCUAUACGCCCUUACGUUGUCGAUCUCGGCACCAAAGCUUCACAAACCGACGGCAUGAAAAUGGACUCAACGGGCACUCUCUUUUUCGGUUUGAUCGGUAACUCCACGAUAGCGGAGUGGAACACCACUGUCGAUUUCCGCACGGGUCAACGUACGAUCGCCCGCGAUCCGAAUUACAUCCAGUGGGUGGACCGUUUCACUUUCGACGAUCGCGGCAACUUGUACGUCGUCGUGAACAGAUUGUUUAACUUCGUGAAGAACCAAGUGUCUGUCGAGGAAGUUAACUACAGGAUUCUGAGGUCGUACACUGGUUUGAAGAGUUACGUUUUCGGCGAGGAUUUGAUGCCGACGAAGCCUCCGCACGCCGCUGCGACGGCUCCCACGCUCGCCGCGUCCUUGCUAGUGUUCGCUCUGGCACAUCUGCUCGUCUAGGACGGUAGUCCUACACCUUGGAGUCAAUAUGCGUCCGGACUGAUGCGUGUAACAUUACCAAAUAUUAAAGUUACCUUGACCUCGUGGUCUUUUCAGUGAUAAUCGCGGUGUAGAUAGCUUUGUAUAUUAUUACUAUAAGUGUAUUAUUACGGUGAUACUGCGUACGACCUUUGUGAUCGGAGUCGUGAUGAAGACGCUCCGUGCAUGUGGUACAAAAGGUCGGGGACGUGUUGUCAAAUGCCGCGUUUCACCACUCAACAUUCCAUCUGUAACUUUAAAUAAACAAAGGUGUAUCUGAGGUGUAUCUUUGUCACCGUUUGUACUUAGUUCGUACUUGGUUUGUUUAUUUAUUGUAAUACUUGGAAUGUUGGAUUAUACCUACGCAUUUUUGUACUGAAAAUGUUAUCUAUUAUUCUAAGAAAAUUUUCAGUGCAAGAGUUCGGUUUGUACUGUGGCAUGUCCGCAUAUAAGUAUCUAUUCAUUUCUUAAUCACUAAUAUUAAGUCGAUGGCCAAUGAAUUAUUAAUAGAGUUGUGGAGGUAAUCUGCUCAGGUACAUUAAGUUGGAAAGCUUAUUUAUUUUUAUCAUAUCAUUAUAAUAGUUAUUUAUGAUACAAGUGUGUGAAGAAUUUCAAUCCCGAAUUCCCGAACCAUAGGCAGGAAGGUCGUUCACCUUUCGAAUUUUACACACAUGUAUCACAUUGUGUUUUUUAAUACAUUUGCAAGUAAAAACCAUCUAAAAUUGCAAUACUAUCAGUAUACGACAGAAUUUUUUUUUUAUUUUAAUUUUUUAUUUAUUUACAAGUUAAUGGGCAUCAGUAACUAAACGCAUAAAUUAAGGUUUUUUUAGAUACCUAAUGGUUUUUCCUCAAAGAACUUUGCCAAGUCAUGUAUAUUUCUGCAAACUUAAAUGUCUAAAGUCAUCAUGAAAAUCUGAUGCAUUGCUUCGAAUUAGACUGAGAGACAAAUUAAUAAUUUCGAGUUUUGUACCUUUUGACUUUUUGUCAGUUUUGUUAAAUUAUAAGUACAGAAACCCGAUUGGUUUUCUACUAUUUUAUGCAUUUUAUCCCACAUUAUUAUUAAUAUUAUUUAAUUCAGUCAAUAAAUAGUCGUUUUACGAGCUAGUGUAUUGAAAAGCGAGUGUAUAGUGAUAAGGGGUAAUAUAAAAUGAAUGUAUGAUAGACCUCAUAAAAUAAAAUAACUGGAUAAUACGUGUUUUCUAACAUACGGUUGUGAGGUUGCGUGUGACUUGAAAUAAACGUGUUUAUCAUAUUAUAA